Molecule: messenger RNA, 288 nt
Organism: Trichobilharzia szidati
Lineage: Eukaryota; Metazoa; Platyhelminthes; Trematoda; Strigeidida; Schistosomatidae
Source: the annotation of a GenBank genome assembly
AUGCAUUGUAUCAAACAAUUUAACUUCUUCGAAUCCUCUAGGAAGCAGUAUGUGUGUAGCAUUGUUGCUAGCUUUGUAACUUCUUUAUCGUCACCUACUUCACCUGGUACACUGAGUAUUAUCAAUACACAUUCAAAUCAACAAGGUUGUAGUACAAGUUCUGGUCUGUUGCCUAGUUCAACUACCAUACCUAGUCAAACCGGUGGCGAUGGUUUACCAGCACAAGAUGCUUCCUGUGAUACAUCAAAGAUCAAUCAAUCAGUCAGUCUUUGUCAUCAUUUGGCGUGA